This is a messenger RNA of Saprolegnia parasitica CBS 223.65, 816 nucleotides long. RefSeq lists its product as hypothetical. The record is from RefSeq and is a predicted model, not a curated record. Bases 58 to 816 code for a protein of 252 amino acids. The transcript is spliced from 2 exons. Lineage: Eukaryota; Oomycota; Saprolegniomycetes; Saprolegniales; Saprolegniaceae.
CUCUUGGUGUCCGAUUUUAUUCCGUCCAACCGACAACUGCGGUGUUGCUCAGUGGUGAUGGAAGGUCUGAUCAAAUCAAUGCUCACGACGUCGGGUUUCGAUUCCAUGGCAUACGUCCGCGAGGUCAUCAUGGACUCUACCUUCAACACCAACGGCACACACGUCGGCACCGAGGAUGGCACGAAUCCUCGGUACGAGAUCUUCGUCCUCAUGAUUCCGUUCCGUGGGGAGGGCUACCCUAUUGCCUACCUCUACGUUCCUACAACAAACGUCUCGCAGCUCAAAAUCAACAUCAUCGCUGCAUGGCUCGAGUCCAUCCGAGAGAAGUUCAACCUCCAUCCAGAAUGGGUCCAUCUCGACAAAUGUUCCAGCGAGAUUGGAGCCGUGGACCUCAUCUGGGCCGCAUCGAAGAUGUCAUUAUGCCUUUGGCAUGUCGACCAGGCCAUCCGACGUCGCUUUCAAGAUUCGAAAGGUACUACGGACCCGUACAACCCCACCGACGACGACUUGAACAACAUCCCUCUGCACGUCAUCUCCUUUCCCGACACGACCACGCAUCACAAAAGUUUCGUGCCACAUCCCCAAGACGCCAAGACAUUGUGCAACGAAGUAGUUGCGAUGAUGAAGUGCCACUAUUUGAUGCACGCGCUACUCGACCCGAGCUUGAAGGACUCGUCACCGGAUGCCAUCUACAGGCAGUGCCUCAACGAGAUGUACGAGUUCUGCUGUGAACGCGGACUCGACGUACGCCCCGAACAAGUGGCGAUUGUGGGCUCGGUCGUGGUACGAGCAUGGUGUGUCCACAUUGCGGACUAG